Lynx canadensis (Canada lynx) is the source of this 4585-nucleotide messenger RNA. It is a transcript of the gene KDM4A, whose product is annotated as lysine demethylase 4A. Gene Ontology annotation, biological process: chromatin remodeling. Gene Ontology annotation, cellular component: nucleus. The transcript is spliced from 22 exons. The record is from RefSeq and is a predicted model, not a curated record. Gene Ontology annotation, molecular function: histone H3K36 demethylase activity; histone H3K9 demethylase activity. NCBI's taxonomy places the organism in Eukaryota, Metazoa, Chordata, Mammalia, Carnivora, Felidae. The coding region runs from base 171 to 3371 and encodes 1066 amino acids.
GUACGGCUGCGCAGAGGCCGACUUUCUAGAGGAGGCGGAGCUUCGCCCUUCGCCGGCUGAAAAAGCAGUAGAUACGGCUAGUAGAGACAGCAGGAGCCCAGCAUUAGCCCUGCCGGGGCGGUGGGCUUUAGGUUCCUGUCUGACCAGAGUGACUUCAAAAAGGAGGGAAAAUGGCUUCAGAAUCUGAAACUCUGAAUCCCAGUGCUCGGAUAAUGACUUUUUACCCGACCAUGGAGGAGUUCCGGAACUUCAGUCGAUACAUGGCCUACAUUGAAUCCCAAGGAGCUCAUCGGGCUGGGCUGGCCAAGGUUGUUCCUCCAAAGGAGUGGAAGCCCCGGGCGUCCUAUGAUGAUAUUGAUGAUCUGGUCAUUCCUGCCCCCAUCCAACAGUUGGUGACUGGGCAGUCUGGCCUCUUUACUCAGUACAACAUACAGAAGAAAGCCAUGACUGUUCGAGAGUUCCGCAAGAUAGCCAAUAGUGAUAAGUACUGUACCCCACGCUACAGUGAGUUUGAAGAGCUUGAACGGAAGUACUGGAAAAAUCUCACAUUCAAUCCUCCAAUCUAUGGUGCAGAUGUGAAUGGCACUCUCUAUGAAAAGCAUGUCGAUGAGUGGAAUAUCGGGCGGCUGAAAACCAUCCUGGACUUGGUGGAGAAGGAGAGCGGGAUCACCAUUGAGGGUGUGAACACCCCGUACCUGUACUUCGGCAUGUGGAAGACCUCCUUUGCCUGGCACACUGAAGACAUGGACCUGUACAGCAUCAACUACCUGCACUUUGGAGAGCCAAAGUCCUGGUACUCUGUCCCCCCGGAGCACGGAAAGCGGUUGGAGCGCCUUGCCAAAGGCUUUUUCCCUGGAAGUGCUCAAAGCUGCGAAGCUUUUCUCCGCCACAAGAUGACUUUGAUUUCCCCUUUAAUGCUGAAGAAAUAUGGAAUUCCCUUUGACAAGGUGACUCAAGAAGCUGGAGAAUUCAUGAUCACUUUUCCUUAUGGUUACCAUGCCGGCUUUAACCAUGGCUUCAACUGUGCGGAGUCCACCAAUUUUGCUACCCGGCGGUGGAUUGAGUAUGGCAAACAAGCUGUGCUGUGCUCCUGUAGAAAGGACAUGGUGAAGAUCUCCAUGGAUGUGUUUGUGAGGAAGUUCCAGCCAGAAAGGUACAAACUUUGGAAAGCGGGGAAGGACACCACAGUUAUCGACCAUACUCUGCCCACGCCAGAAGCAGCGGAGUUUCUUAAGGAGAAUGAACUGCCUCCAAGAGCCAGAAACGAGGAGUGUCCAGAGGAGGAUGGCAUGGAAGGGAUUGAGGAUGGAGAGGAGGGUGACUUAAAGAGAAGCCUAGCCAAACAUCGUAUAGGGACAAAGAGGCACCGAGUUUGUCUUGAAAUACCCCAGGAGGUGAGUCAGAGCGAGCUCUUCCCCAAGGAGGAGCUGAGUACGGGACAGUACGAUAUGACGGAGUGCCAGGCUGCCCUCGCUCCCGUGAGGCCCACCCACAGCUCUGUGCGGCAAGUCGAAGACGGCCUUCCCUUCCCAGAUUAUUCUGACUCCACGGAAGUCAAAUUUGAAGAGCUUAAAAACGUCAAACUGGAAGAAGAGGAUGAGGAGGAAGAGGAGGAACAAGAAGCGGCUGCCUUGGAUCUUUCUGUGAAUCCUGCCUCUUUAGGGGGACGCCUUGUCUUCUCAGGUCCCAAAAAGAAAUCAUCUUCUAGCCUGGGCUCCAGUUCUUCACGGGAUUCUAUUUCUUCCGACUCAGAAACCAGUGAGCCUCUGGCCUGCCGAGCCCAAGGGCAGUCGGGAGUUCUCACUGUGCACAGCUAUGCCAAAGGGGAUGGCAGGGUCACCGUGGGAGAGCCCUGCACCAGGAAGAAGGGUAGUGCCACCGGAAGUGUCAGUGAGCGGGAGCUGGCAGAGGUGGCCGAUGAAUACAUGUUUUCCCUGGAGGAGAAUAAGAAGUCCAAGGGCCGUCGUCAGCCCUUAAGCAAGCUCCCACGCCAUCACCCACUUGUGUUGCAGGAUUGCGUCAGUGAUGAUGAGUCCUCUGAACAGCCGACCCCCGAGGAGGAGGCUGAGGAGACAGAGGCCUGGGCUAAGCCCCUGAGCCAACUAUGGCAGAACCGACCCCCGAACUUUGAGGCCGAGAAGGAAUUCAAUGAGACCAUGGCCCAGCAGGCCCCUCACUGCGCUGUCUGUAUGAUCUUUCAGACUUACCAUCAGGUGGAGUUUGGAGGCCUUAGUCAGAGCUGUGGAAACGCUCCAGAUUUAGCCCCCCAGAAGCAGAGGACCAAGCCAUUGAUUCCUGAAAUGUGUUUCACCUCGACUGGCUGCAGCACAGACAUCAACCUUUCUACCCCUUACCUUGAGGAGGAUGGCACCAGCCUUCUAGUUUCCUGCAAGAAGUGCAGUGUCCGGGUCCACGCCAGUUGCUAUGGAGUACCCCCUGCAAAGGCUUCUGAAGACUGGAUGUGUUCUCGGUGUUCCGCCAAUGCCCUGGAGGAGGACUGCUGUUUGUGCUCAUUACGAGGGGGAGCCCUCCAGAGAGCCAAUGAUGACAGGUGGGUCCACGUCUCGUGUGCUGUGGCAAUUUUGGAAGCAAGGUUUGUCAACAUUGCCGAAAGAAGUCCGGUGGACGUGAGCAAAAUACCCCUGCCCCGCUUCAAACUGAAAUGUGUCUUCUGUAAGAAGCGGAGGAAAAGAGCCGCCGGCUGCUGUGUGCAGUGCUCCCAUGGCCGCUGUCCAACUGCCUUCCACGUGAGCUGCGCCCAGGCUGCCGGAGUGAUGAUGCAGCCGGACGACUGGCCUUUCGUCGUCUUCAUUACCUGCUUUCGGCACAAGAUUCCGAAUUUGGAGCGUGCCAAGGGGGCCUUGCAGAGCAUCACCGCAGGCCAGAAGGUCAUUAGCAAGCACAAGAACGGGCGCUUCUACCAGUGUGAGGUGGUCAGGCUCACCACCGAGACCUUCUAUGAAGUCAACUUUGACGAUGGCUCCUUCAGUGACAAUCUCUAUCCUGAGGACAUAGUGAGCCAGGACUGCCUCCAGUUGGGUCCUCCUGCUGAGGGAGAAGUGGUCCAAGUCAGAUGGACAGAUGGCCAAGUCUACGGAGCCAAAUUUGUGGCAUCCCAUCCUAUCCAGAUGUACCAGGUGGAGUUCGAGGAUGGCUCACAGCUUGUGGUUAAGAGAGAUGACGUGUACACGCUGGAUGAAGAGCUUCCCAAGAGAGUCAAGUCUAGACUGUCAGUAGCCUCAGACAUGCGCUUCAAUGAGAUUUUCACGGAGAAAGAGGUUAAACAGGAAAAGAAACGGCAACGAGUGAUCAACUCAAGAUACCGGGAAGAUUACAUCGAGCCUGCACUAUACCGAGCCAUCAUGGAGUAGGUGCUUCCAGGGGCCGAGAGGUGCCCAGCCAUCAAGGCGAGAGCACUCUGGGGUUCCACAGCACAGCAGACACUUGGAACUCUGAAGUCUCUGAAAGUGAAGUUGUAAAAUGAAAAGGAAUGGAAUAACCGACCCCAUCGUCUUCUCACGCCCCUACCCGCCACCCCCCCCCCUCGCAUUCCGCUGUAGUGAAAGGACAAGCCUUUCUUGGACAUGUGGCAGCAGCCGCCUAUCACCCAGCUGAAGGGCUGAGCACUGAAAUGCUGUGGCUGCACUGGCCCCAGUCUCCAGUGGGGUUGACUGUGCUGGCCGGGCUGGUUGCCCUGUUCCUGGCCUAGGACUUAGCUUCCUAACAAUCACCUGCACCAACUAGGCAGAGGUGCUGGUGCUUACUCCCUCUCCCCUUUUGUAUUUAUGUGUGCGCGCGUAUAAGUAAGUGUGUGUGUGUGUAUGCGCGUGCGCGCGCGUGUGUGUACGUGUGCGCACAUGUAUGUUUGGUUUGGACCAGCUUCUGCCAGCCCCUGGCCUUUACUUUCUUCCUUGCCUGUCCAGGGCAAACAAAAUGUGAAAUUCUGCCCUCAGCUGAGUGGAGUAAAGGCUCCUGGGGGUUGGCUGGAGAUGAGUGUGGCAUCUAUCUGUCCCUGGAACAGCCUCAAGGAAGUGCUGGCAAAGCUGCAGUAUUGAGAUGUUAAGGAGUUAAUGCCACCUCUUUGUCCUGUCUUGAAGGAACAGAUAGGGGCAGCGUGGGUUUGUGCCCAUAUCAUUCUAGGCGCAGAGCCCCUGUGGCACAGUAUUAGAGGGUGUGGGUGGGAAACACCCUGAAGGGGGGAUCUUAAUGAUGGAAGCAGGCAGAGCCUGGUGGGUGAUUUUGUCAACAGAAAAUUUGCAAUCAUGCAGGGGCUGGGAGGGUUAAGAUGAAUUGGGGCCACUGGAGACCAGGGGCAGGUUUAGGUAUGCCCCUGGUCUGGGGGUGGGAGGGAGCUGAUUUGGGGGUGGGGGAGGGACUGGAGGGCAACACUGAAGGGGUUAAACAGGUUUUGCUCCUCAUGAAUUUGUUUGCCUGGGAUUGGAGGGCUUCACACCUAUACCCUGUGUAUACAAGAAUCAGAUUUAUAAUACUUCCCUGUUUUUUGUUACGUAUGAACGCUAUAAACCAAAUUAUUUUGAAAACUGGUGCAUCACCUUGUCCUUAGCAAUAAAAUGUGUUGAGCAGA